UCCCUCUUUCAUUAAAUUUUUGUUCUUGUUUUUUUUCCAAACCACCCGAUUGCAGCAUUUCAACCUUCAUCACAAUUCAUUUGCAAUGCCUACCACCACCACAACGUCCAGCAACAACUUUGAGUGGGCUGAUUUUGCUUCUUCGGUCCUGCUCAUGAUAUGGUAUGGAGUUUCCUACAAUGAAGCGCAACAGCAAGAAUCAUUUCGACAAUUCAGUCGCAACCUACUUUCCACCAUGCAAGUUAGUUCAUCGGUGGUGAUUUUAUCACUCAAGUAUGUGUCUUUGUUACGACAAGGUCACGCUCAAACUGGAGCUGCGGGCUCUGAAUAUCGAUUACUGGUCGCAUCCCUCAUGCUUGCUUCCAAGUUCUUGGAUGACAGUACCUAUGCGUCUCGUACAUGGGCCCAAGUGUCUCGCAUCCCAUUAGACGAUUUGAACAAGAGUGAGACCGAAUUCUUAAUAGCCAUCGGAUAUUCCCUGCAUGUGCCGGAGUUACAAUAUCUAGAAUGGCUCAAGUACUUGGAAGAACUUAUUCGCCAGCCACAAUUAGUGAUGCACGCCAAACGUUCUCGCACAACAAUGGAAGGUCACAUGAAAAGGAGACGGGUCAGCAGCAAUAAUGUUACAAGUUUCCAGCCCUAUCAUCACACACCGUCGUAUUCCUCAAUUGAGAUGGUGGCCCCAACCGCCGUGUACACUCUACCGCAGUUCGACCCGAUGAUGUUGAUGCCUUUCAUCUCAAACUUUGGUCUGGCAACCAAAAUGCGUCAUAUUCCACAUGCUGGGCAUGUGCGUGUCUAGACUUUUUUUUACACUCCAACCUUCUUUUUGCUUCAUGCCCUACCUUAGUUUCCCCCCCCCAUGUUGUACAACAAACACAAUGUGUAUCUUGACGAGAUAUCUCCCCUCUCUCCUCACAUUUGUCCAUUUGUAAAUAUUGUUAUUGAUUUCUUUUUUUUUUCUUUCUGCCCAGUCCCCAGCAAUGUACACACACACCCCUUUUAACCCACCACUAAUACAUAGUUCGUUCAAAUAUAUUCACAUUCAUAGAA
This is a messenger RNA of Umbelopsis ramanniana AG, 1053 nucleotides long. RefSeq lists its product as uncharacterized. NCBI's taxonomy places the organism in Eukaryota, Fungi, Mucoromycota, Umbelopsidomycetes, Umbelopsidales, Umbelopsidaceae. Gene Ontology annotation, cellular component: nucleus; cyclin-dependent protein kinase holoenzyme complex. The transcript has a single exon. Gene Ontology annotation, molecular function: cyclin-dependent protein serine/threonine kinase regulator activity; protein kinase binding. The coding region runs from base 86 to 802 and encodes 238 amino acids. The record is from RefSeq and is a predicted model, not a curated record. Gene Ontology annotation, biological process: regulation of cyclin-dependent protein serine/threonine kinase activity.